Kazachstania africana CBS 2517 is the source of this 1770-nucleotide messenger RNA. RefSeq names its product Pes4p (gene PES4). The record is from RefSeq and is a predicted model, not a curated record. Lineage: Eukaryota; Fungi; Ascomycota; Saccharomycetes; Saccharomycetales; Saccharomycetaceae. Bases 1 to 1770 code for a protein of 589 amino acids. Gene Ontology annotation, molecular function: mRNA binding. The transcript has a single exon. Gene Ontology annotation, cellular component: cytosol.
AUGACAGACAUACUAGGUGAUGAAAAUUGUAGUAUGUAUGACUAUUUACCGAAAUUGGAUACAAAUUUGAAGGUAGAUUCCAAAAUAGUUGUCGGAGCGGCUAAAGUUGCCUCUAUUAAAUCUAGUACAGCUUCAACAAAAACAUUUUCAUCUUCAACCUCCACCUCAACAUCUGGUCAUUCAAACAUUGUUGGGCUAAAUAAACAUGUAGAGAUUUCUACUCAUAGAACUCUGCCAAGAACUCUCUUUAAAAGCAAUACGCUAGAAGCUCUGUUUAUUGGUAAUCUUGAUAAGGAUGUUACGGAAAAGCAGUUAGAAACCAUAUUUUCUGUAUAUCCCUCCUUUAUCUCGGCAAAGGUAUGUUAUAACUCAUCCACCAACCUAUCUUUAGGUCAUGGUUACCUAAAUUUUGGGAGCAAAGAGGAUGCUGAGAAGGCAUGCGAGGAAAUGAACUAUUCCAAAGUUCUUAAUAAUGAAAUCCGAAUAAUGCCAUCGAUGAGGGAUCCAGAUUAUAGGAAAAAAGUUGGAACAAACGUUUACUUCCGUAACUUACCUACAGAGAAUAAUAUGUUAACGACCAGAUAUUUUUAUGAUUCCUUUAGAAAGUAUGGUAAGAUAUUAUCGUGUAAAAUAGAAAGAAGUAAAAAAAUUGGUUUUAUUUAUUUUGCUUGUGAGGUGACUGCAAAUGAAGUAAUAAAGAAGUUCAAUAAUUCUUCCUUCUUAGGAAAUAAUAUUUACUGUGGUCUGCAUUUUGAUAAAGAGGAACGAAAUAAUAGGUUAAAGUUAUUAAAGAAUGAAGUAGAGGAAAGUGAUACUUAUCAAAAACCUGAAGCUUUUGAUGAACUGUCAGAAAAGAAAUUCCUUGUUAAAAAUUUGCCAUUCAAUGUGGCAAAAUUCCAAGUGGAGCAAUUUCUUGAUAAAAUUGGAGUUUUAGCUUCUUUGCAUCUUUUGAAUAAAGAAAGCAAAGGAGAAACACUCGCUUAUGUUACUUUCAAGAAUUUGCAUGUGCUAGAUAGUAACUCUAGACAAUUGAAAGGCAUUGAGUUCAAAGGCAAGAUAUUGGAAUUUGUGCCCAUAAAUCUGAACAAAAUAAAAAAAUCAAAUAUAUUAUACCUCUCAAACCUUUGUGUUAUAUGUGAUAGCAAAUUUCUAAAACAGAUAUGUAUGCAAGAGGGCGUAAAAUUUGAUACAAUAGAGAUUACCACUUACGAUCCCACUUCCAUGACAUAUUCAGGUUUUAUCAAAUGCAAAAAAUAUAAAGAUACUGAAAAAUUAUUUAAAUACCUUGAUGGGAAGUUGAUUGGCGGUUGCAUAACAAAAGUCACUAGUCAGAUGCCAAUAAAUUUCGUGGAAAAGUCUUCCAAUAUAGCCGCCUUUAAUGAGUGUGGGGUAGUUUGGCAACCUCCAGGAGCCUAUUCCACACAUACUGAACAAAAUGUCACAAUGAAAUACACCAAGAAUGAACAUCUCGCAUCUCAUGUUGAAUCUUAUAGUACUGAAAAACAAAAAUAUAUAAAUGCGAGUAGGAACUCAAUUAUGAAUACGCUGAAGAAGCACAUCUCACAAGCAGUUGAAUCUCCAAAUUUUCCUAUCGCUAUAAGAGAUAACAACCUAUCUUGUAUCGUCAAUUACAUAGUUCAGGUUUAUUGGAAUGGGAACUUGAAUGCUUUAUCUCACUUUUUGAGUUUAAUAAAAUCCGACCUUCGUUGUAGUUUCCAGUUACGUAAUCAAAUCUCCGAAGCAAUUGUGUCCUUAGGUUUCAAAAACUAA